This is a messenger RNA of Chroicocephalus ridibundus (black-headed gull), 7868 nucleotides long. RefSeq names its product TLC domain containing 4 (gene TLCD4). Gene Ontology annotation, cellular component: membrane; endoplasmic reticulum. Gene Ontology annotation, biological process: lipid homeostasis. The record is from RefSeq and is a predicted model, not a curated record. The transcript is spliced from 8 exons. The coding region runs from base 721 to 1509 and encodes 262 amino acids. Lineage: Eukaryota; Metazoa; Chordata; Aves; Charadriiformes; Laridae.
AGAAGCGUCCGGUUGCACCUCCCGGCGUACGGCGGCCGGCGUGGCUCAAACCUCCCCGCGUCUCUUCGCCGCGCAGGGGUUGCGGUGACGGCGGGAGAGCGGGCCGGGCCGGCGGUAGGAGCCCCAGCGGCCGGGCGCUGAGGGGCCGGCGGCGGCGGGGCCGGCCGGGCCGGGGGGGGACACGCUGUCGGUUGUCCCCGGCGCGGGUGGGCGCAGGGUUGCGGGCGUGUGAUGCGCGUUCGCGGUAAUAAAAUGUGAGACGCUUCGGAGAUGUGAAGAGGCCGCGGCUGUGUCCUGUCUGGCGACAGCUGUCCCUUGUCCCUGACAACGGCAGGAACCGGCCGUCGCUGCCUGCUCAAGGACUCCUCAGUCCGCGGAGCUCCGAAAUGUCCCCCGUGGGAGCAGGGGUAGUCGAGUACCGGAGCCUCCAUGGGCCUCCACGCGCCUGCGUGCGGAGCCAGCUCUCCCUGCCGCUCGCCUGCCCGGUCUGUCGGCUGAAAGGAGGGCCGGCUGCUCUAAUUAAUUGGUAAAUUGAGAAAUGCACACCGAAGAAGUAAUCAUGUGGCCCCACUGACACGCACGGGUUCCUGCAGGAAUUUGCAAGCAUGUGCUGGCAUAAUCUUUAUCCAGUUAAGAAUCAGAUCAGGAGAAGCCUUGAUUCCUGUAAUUGUGGUGACUGGGGGAGAUGAAGUACUGUGUUCUCAUACAGGCUGAAGAACGAUGGCUUCCUUCAGCAACCUGACUAUUGGCAUUGCUGUUGCCAGUUUUACCGUAUUUCAGCUCCUGUUCCAUGUUUUAAGUUCUUGGGUGUCAACACGAAUAACACCUGGUUUUAACAAUCUCAGCCAAAAAAGAAAGAUCGAAUGGAAUUCAAGGACAGUGUCCACAUUCCACGCCUUGGUGGUUGGUGGGUUUUGCCUAUAUAUUUUGUUGUUCGAUGACGCUGUUAAUGCUGACCGUCUCUGGGGUGACCCUUCAAUUGUGAAACUGAAUAUUGCUAUUACCACAGGCUACCUCAUUUCUGACUUGUUGCUUAUUAUUUACUACUGGAAGGCAAUUGGUGACAAAUUUUUUGUAAUACAUCACUUGGCAGCUCUGUAUGCUUACUAUUUUGUACUGAGCAAAGGUCUGUUGGCUUAUUUUGGAAACUUCCGUCUGCUUGCAGAGUUCUCCACUCCUUUUGUCAAUCAGCGGUGGUUUUUUGAAGUACUAGGAUAUCCCAAGUCUUCGAAGGCCAACAUCAUCAACGGUGUGCUGAUGACGGUUGUGUUCUUUGUGGUGAGGAUUGCUGUCAUGCCUGUAUAUUACAGCCAUGUAAUUUCUUCGUUUGGAACAGAAGGUUUCCAGAAAUUAGGAUUUGCAGCCCAGAGCGCCUGGAUUAUCUCAAGUGUUGUCUUGGAUGUCAUGAAUGUGAUGUGGAUGGUUAAAAUUGCAAAAGGAUGCUACAAAGUCAUUUGUCUUAUCGGACAGGAGGAAGCCAAAACUCAUAGAAAUGGAAAAUCUGACUAGAAAUCAUAUGCAUAAAACGAAAUUUCCGAUAAGAGAAUAAUUUGGUUUCACUGAAACAGUGCACAUUUCCGCCAUGGAAUGCUCCUCUUAAGGAAACAAGGUAUUACCUCUGUGCUGACCUUACUCUUUCCCUAGCCACACUGCCUGCGCACCCAGGGCCACGCUCUACGAAUCCUGUCUGGUGAGGAAUGAAAGCAAAAGCUCACACAAAUGAGUGCCACGCGUCUGUUCUAAGCAGUUACAAACUACUGGAAUUAGAAAGGAGCAGACUGGUUACUUGCUUGUUGUCCACCAGUGUGUUCGAAGUGUUUCACUCAGGUUUCUCAGAUCAAUGUGUUUUAUAAAUUCAGUGAAUACUGACAUCUCUCUUUUUUUAGAAAACAGAAAAAAUCCCCAAACUCCUGAUAUGGUGCAAUUUUCCUGGCACGUUUCUAUGUUUUCUUCUAGGAAUAACAAUCAAGAUUUCAUUCUUGACAACUUUUUAAUUUUUUGCAAGAAAAGCUAAACAUUUAUCUUUGAUUCUAUGAAGUCUUUUACUGCUUUUUGUUCUGCCUUAUAUGAAUGCAAGCCAUUUUGUGAAAUUUAUGAAAUAAUUUUAUCUGAAGUGCUGUAUUAUAAGACUACAUAAUAUCUUAAAAAUUGUUAAAAUGACAUGAUUUUGAUAGGAGGGAUUCACUUUUGCUGUGUUAGAUUACAUGCAAUAGUUUAUCUUCUAAAUUGCCCGUGGAAUUUUUUUUGGAAUUAGUAUGGUAAAUGAUGUGUGGAAUCAGCAUAAUUCUUCCUGGAGUGCUUUUUCCUUUUCUGCUGCUACCUUUGAGAAGUGCUGCAACUCUCCUCAGAGUAUUUUUAACCAUUGCCUAUCUGGAUGCAAAGUUUAAUUGUAAAGAGAUAAAAUUCUUCUGUAUAUGUGAUGUGUACCUUACAGUAGUACUUUUUCUUUUAUCACAGAAAUGACCCAUUUUAUAUGAAGUGUUGAGGAGUUUUUGUCACAUUUCCCUUGUUAAUCAGAUCAGAAACCUGAGGGGUUGACUAAAAACAUUCUUGAAUUAACUGUGCCAAACUUCUGUAAAGCUGUGCAGUAAUUCUGUAGAAUGACAGUUCAUUGCUGUAGGCACAACACUACCUUUUUUAAAUCACGUACUUGUCAUUAGAUACUCUCUUCCUUCUUCUGCAAACUUUAAAGGUUUGGAGGGCAUCAGAGGGGGCGUCUAGGAAUAGUCUAGAAUCUAAUUUAUAAUACAAUUUGAGGAAAUUCCUGGUUUUAUUUUUAAAUUAUUUUCAGAGCUGUAUUUGUGUGUAGUUUGGUUUGUUUUGAUUACUUUAGACCACAUCUGAGUUGAGACUGAUUAAUUUCUGUUUUUUUCCUUGGGGUGUAUGUGAGGUUUUUUGUUUUGGUUUUUUUUUUUUGUUUGUUUGUUGUUGUUUUUUUUGACAUGGCUUGUUAUUUGUUGUACCUUCUGGUAAGAUGUGCUAGAAGUAUCCGUUUUCACUCAGUACUUUAGCGCACAUCCCGAUUGUUGGAGCAGGCUGUUUAAGCAAUUUGUUAUUAAACAAAAAGAUAAAAUGUUUACCCUCUGUAGGAUAAUUAGUUUUCCUCUUGUCUCGUUCCCUCUAACAAAGCUGGGUGACGUGGGCUCUCCACUCUGUGGUCGGAGCCGCGAGUAGUACGGUGCUCCCGGGUGAGGGAAGGGACACGGCGUUCCCGUCUUCCAGGAAUGCGAUAUCUGUGAGACCCCGAGAGGAUGCCGAGGCUGAAAUGCCGUAUGACCAGGGUGGCUGCGAUGAGUUUAGUUCCCCAGUCAAAAUGAAGUCAGGGAGUGUUGUUUGGGCUCGCGUAAUACGUGCUUUUAUAAGCAUCCUUCCACUCUUGAGCUGGGUGGGCUUUUUUCCAAAUCCGUUUCCCAAUCCUGCCUUGUUAAGGGAGAUAUCAAGGAUUGCUAAUACUUCUAUUUUUUGGACUCUGUACUUAUUAAUACUUCACAAGCCUGCAGACAAAAGGUCUGUUUAUGCCUUGGGAAAGUUAGCAAUGAAUCUGUUUAGCUGGAUGAUUUGAGUGCGCGCAGGAUCUUUCUUGGGUACCAGCAAAUCCAGUCUUGGAGAGCUGAUCCUGUGACCUGCUUUGCUGAAACAGACAGACUCCCUUUUAUACUAAUGUGCAGAACCCGGUAUCUUUUAAAAUACUGAUUUCAUUCUAUCUAACGCAAAAUCUGGGCUACGUACAAAGGCUCUAUGUUUCUAUCACCGUUAUGAUUUAAAGGUGUACACGAAAUACUUUUUUCAUGUGCUUUUUAAGCCACUAGAUCAGGGAAUCACUUUGUUAUACCUUGUUCCUUUCCAAAAUAAAUUUUAAAUAGAGUAAAUACAAACAUUUAGAGAACAUGUUUGAAAGUAUAAGUCUGCUUUUGUUAUUUGGGAGGUAGGAUGAAAAAAAAAUUGAUAAGAUGAUUUGGAGCAACUCUCAAGGUCAAACCUCAUGAAAACUUUUUGAAAUUCAUCCCUUCUUAGCACGAAUCUUUACUAUUUCAGUAUUUUAAAUUUUUUGUUUUCAGUGGAGAACGUUGACUAAAAUGGUCCAUCUCCUUCACUUCUAGAUAGACUUCCAGAUAGUCAGAUAGGGGAAAAAAGCAAAGUAAGUUAAGCUAUAAUAAAAUCAUGUUAAAACUAGACUGAAAGGCAAAAAACCCACACCCAAACCCCUGCAUAAUACACUUUGGACAACAAUCCAGAAUGGAAGGGCAGUGGGAUAUUUAUUUUAAAAUGUAAUAUUUUGGAUUGCUGUACAAAAUUACUGUAAUUAAAACAAUAUUUUACAAUGCAUUAGGUUUAAAUCUUCUAAUUUUUUUUUAAUGUAUUAUGGUUACGUUCUGAUGCAUUUACUAUGUGUCAGAAGACAACUUGCUAACGAAAAAAAUUAUUAACACCUUUUAUUCAGUAAGGACUGCAGUAAACAGGCUGCAAAGUUGUCAUGUACUUAAUACAUUAGUGUAGGGCACUUUUUACCUGCCACUAAAAGCUUAUAAUACAGCAAAUUAGAUAGCUGAGGCACCCAUUUUUCAAUUGCACUUUAUUAAUUUAAAAACUGUGGUGAAGUAUUGAUAAAACUUAAUGUUGCAAGUUUGUAUCUUUUGCUUUUUUAUGCAAAAAAGUAAAUGCAUGAUCAGCAGCACCAUAAUAAAUGCUACCUUUAGAAUGUAAUAUUACCUUAUUAGUGGCUUAAAACUUCUGUUUUUAACAGAUACCUUGUCUAGUGUAAAAGCAGACUCUUGGUGUGUCACCGGGUGUCUCUGCCAUGGACAUAUCAAAUGGAAGGAGUUAACCUUGUAAAAAACACUCAGAUAUCUUGUUUUUCUUUUCUUUUACAUUCUUCAGUACCAGGUGACAUAAAAUUAGCACAACGAUCAUGGAAGAGUCUAUUUGGAGCGGUAAGGCUGUAUGUAGGAAUGCAAGCUUCCCUUUUUUAUGGCUUUACUUUUUUGUCAAAAGAUGAGUAAGUACCACUUUCAGAACAACUACGGGGGAAUGGCAUGUCAAGAUUUGCUUUUAUAAUUGAUUUGUGGAUACAGUACUUGCAGAGAGGAAAUGUACUUCAAAUACUCAUUUUUCUCGGUGAGCGUUCCAGUGGAUUUGAAUGAAGUCGAGCACCUUACACUACAGAGAUGCUUUAUGGGUUAUCUGUGCGCAUUCCUCAGUGGUAAGAAUUACAUCUCUGAAGCCUACUCUACCUCUACAAACACAUGCUAUCUUGAGUGAGCUCAGUAAUUUAAUAACUUAAUUGCUUAAAAAAUAGAAUCUAUUGAAUAAUGAAAAAUAUCCUAUGCACAGGAAAAUGAGGGGAGCUGACUUUAUAUAUAAAUUCUUAACAAUUCCAAUUUUUGUAUUAAAAUUUACUAAAAGUUAAAUUACAGUGUCUGGAACAGAAUUGCUUUCAUCUCUACUUAGAAAAUUAUGGGAGAAGAUUACCCAUAUUGCAGAACUAACGUUAACCUAAGAGUAAAAGCUUACACAAGUGAGCAAAUGCGUUCAAGCAGGUUUAAAGAGGAGAGGUGAGGGAGACUUUGACAACACAAUACAGAGAUCCAGAUGUCUUCCUACUGCUGUGGUUGGGACAACAGCAGACCGACACAUAGCAGAAAGCUUUAGGUAUUUUGAUAUCUCUGUUGACAGUGGAAAAUGAAAAUUUAUUCUUUAAAAUUUUCAGUCUGUAUAAAAUGGGUUGUCGGUUGUUGAUUGCUGUAUGAAGAGGACUUUUUCUCAUGGACUUGUGUGUGUUUAAGUAUACGUGCAUACAAGCUUUCCAUAAAAGAUCAUUUAAUAGAGAAGUCAGUAAAAUUGUUUUGUGAUGCUUCUGCUAAGCCAUUCAGAGGAAAAUAAAGGGCUGCUUGACAAUUACUCCAGCUUAGGAUCUGGUGCAGAGUUGGCUGCUGGUGAAAGCCAUCAAUAAAGCAAAUAGAAAGGGACUAGAAUUUUCUGAUGAAAAAAUAUGAGUGUAGAAGACUCUGUAAAGUACGGGCAGCCCUCUUUGAUAUAUCAGUGGCCUACUGUACAACACCAUUAUCUGGCUACAAGGAGCUUCACGAGGAAGGAUUUGUUCCUGGUGGAGUUCCUCUGUCUAUGGAGUACGUUUGACAGCUGGAAAAAGAACAGUACUUCACUGCUGAGAACCUGACAGCAGUCAAAUGGAAAUGGCGAUCAAUAUUUAUGAACUUUAACAUUCAUCCAAACCCGGGUAAAAUCUCUUUGUUGGACAGGUGAAGGUCAUUGUGUUUUCUGAAAGCAACUUGAAAGUUCUUUUUAUGGUAGCGAAGAUGAAAGAUGCGCUGCUUGGGAUGUUUAGAGAUCUGGGAUUAAGCAUCAAAUCAUACUUUUAGGUGGUAACACUUGGUAAAGUUUCUUAUCCAUUACAAAUCUCUACUAGCUACCUCCUUUGACAUUCUUGCUCUAUUUAUAAUAACCAAGCACUUUAUAGUUCAGUAAAGAACGGAAGGUAGCUAUGAAGAAUAAAUUGCAUUGUUUGGUGUAAGAAAUAUUUCGGCAAAAUUUCUUCUGAGAUGAGUUUCAUUGUGUGAUGUCCUGCACUAAGGGGACAUCUGAUUAUAAUGAUGUAUAUAAAUUUUUAACCUAGUUGUAAUGUAAAGGAAAUGUUUUUAAGAGAGUGAAUUAUGAAGAGUUCAGCGUGGCUUGGUAUCAACCAUAUAACGAUUCAGUGUGCUAUUUAUAACUCCCUAAUUACUGAAAUUGAAAAUAUAAAAGCAAAUAAAAUACUCUGUAGUGUAUCUUUAUUUUUAAUCUAUGCGUGGGAUGUCAAACAUUGUACUUGUCUUGUGGACAGGACAUGCUUUUAUGAGCCUAUAAAUAUUUAAGUAUAUGAGAAUCUGCACCCAAGUGGAACAUGUUGCAUGUAAAUUAUCUUCUAAGUUUUUAAAUUUUGGUAUUUUUAAAAAUUUGCUAGGUUUGAAAGCAGCAUUUAAAUAUUAAUAGUAAGCUGUGACACAGAACAUAACAUUUUGAAUGCAAUGCGGGUUUUGUUUAUAGUAACCUUAUUCCAGUUUCACAAGAGAAAUCCACCAUAUGAUUGGGGGAAAGGAGGAAAAGGGCUAAUCAUGAGCUUGGCUGUAUAAUUUGCACACUUAAUAUGCACACAUCCUGGAUUUGUUUCUAGCAUGCGUGUACCAAACAGUGUUUUCUUUAAUAUCAACAGAUACCUAUAUAUGUAGAAUAAUUUAACACGUAAGCACAGCUAACCUGAUAUAAAACCAAAUUACAAAAAAUGUUGGGAACAAAUGAGUUACAAGUUAGGCGUAAGUCAUGGAGCCUGUAAUUCAAAAAUGUUUAUAUAAUCUUCUGUCUAGGAAGAAACUUGGCAAAUAUAUCUAACUUACGUGCAGAGCAAGGACGAAAACUGUAAAUUCUGCCAGGCUGAUUUCUGGUAAAUCUUGACAAUCUGGUUUGGAGUAAAUACUAAUAUGGUCACAAAAUGUCAGGAUCGCAUUAUGAAAUUCAAACAGUAAUGUGGCCUGAUUGCAGUAGCAAUCUGUAUCACGGCACAAGAACUUAAAAAUGCAAUAUAACAAUUCUGCAGAUUGGUGAUAAAAGUAAUCAGUUGUAGUAAGGCGAAUGAUUAAGUAUUAUGGGUUUAAAUUUACUUUUUAUUAUUAAAAAUAUUUCUGAAUUACUUGUUUGCAUUUCAGUGGUAUUGUAAAGCUUUUCUAUACUUUGUUUGAACAGUUUAGGAGCUUGCAUAAAAUGAUAUUGGAUGAUUAUUUUGUUUCCCCCUUGAUAUAUGCAAUAACGUCAAUAAGCAAUAAAUUGCAUGUUGUAUGCAAGGUAUUGGUACUUCAUAAUAAAGGAAAGGAACACAG